CAGCAACAACAACAGCAACAAGAAGAACAACAAGAAGAAGAAGAAGAGGAAGAGGAAGAAGGAGAGAAGCGUCGAAGUCGAGAGUCGCAGGGAGGCGUUUUUGGUGAGCGUCGGCGGGAGAAAAGGCAGCAGAAGCGAAAAAAAAAAGGUUGGAGCGUUUCAGCCGGCGCGACAAAAAGAUACCUCGGCUCGCAUAGCAGUUUAGGAAGGAAGAAAGGAAGAAAAGAAGAAAAGAAGGACGACGAUGUGGACGACAAGGACGAGAGAGCAAGACAGCGAAGACAGACAGACGGGGAUGGUGGUCGAGAGGGCCGCCGCAGGACUCGGCUCGAGGAUGGGGUGGCUGUCUCUGGAACCUGCCCCCCCCUCUCCCCCCCUAAACAGAGGACAGCGAGCAAAGUGCAGAGAGCAGAGUGCAGACCCGGUCACCCCGUCAGGCCAGCAGAGGACGGGCACCAGGACACCAAACAGACGAGAAACAAGAGGGCCAGAGGCAAGAGGCAGCCAGACGAGUGA
Molecule: messenger RNA, 516 nt
Organism: Trichophyton verrucosum HKI 0517
Lineage: Eukaryota; Fungi; Ascomycota; Eurotiomycetes; Onygenales; Arthrodermataceae
Exons: 2
Source: RefSeq, a predicted model, not a curated record